This is a messenger RNA of Caenorhabditis elegans, 1613 nucleotides long. RefSeq names its product Major facilitator superfamily (MFS) profile domain-containing protein (gene F59A1.13). Gene Ontology annotation, cellular component: membrane. Gene Ontology annotation, biological process: transmembrane transport. Bases 75 to 1559 code for a protein of 494 amino acids. The transcript is spliced from 8 exons. The record is from RefSeq and is marked reviewed. NCBI's taxonomy places the organism in Eukaryota, Metazoa, Nematoda, Chromadorea, Rhabditida, Rhabditidae. Gene Ontology annotation, molecular function: transmembrane transporter activity.
AAAAAAAAAAAUUCCGAGAAAAAAUGUUAUUUCCCAUCCCAAAAUUCCUCCAAAACUACUACUACCGAACAAAAAUGACGUCAUCAUCAUCAACAGCGGCUUAUUCUCAAUUAUCCGCAAGUUCAGACGAAGAAGAGAUUAUGGUUGCGACGUCACAAGAAAGUCUCAAGGAAUUUGAAUUUUCGCGCCAAAAUUUUGGUGGCCCGAAACGCAAAGUUUCAAAAAAUGUGCUUGGACAUCGCACCAGGUGGUAUAUUAUGGUUGUGUUACUGUCAUGCCUAACCCUGAAUCAAAUGAACUCGGUGGCCUACAGCUUCACUGUGAUUUGUAUGGAUGACUUAGUGGAGGAGCAUCAUGCGAGAAAUUUGACAGGUCAUCAUUGGAUGGAGUCAUCCACCGAAAAAUCCCUAAUCUUCUCCGCCACAGCUAUUGGAGCAGUGAUGGGACUUGUCCCAUCAGUACCACUAAUCGAUUCUCUCGGUAUCCGUGGGGUUUUAUCGAUUUCCGGAGCAUUUUCCGCGCUGGGAACCUUAUUUUUCCCGUUUUCUGUAGAUUCUAACAUUUAUGCAGUCAUAUUUUGUCGGGUGCUUCAAGGGCUCGGAGUUUCGGUUAUAAUGACAGUGGUGGGCGUUAUUCCAGGCACCUGGGCUCCAACUUCCGAAACAGGUACUUUUAUGGCAAUAUUAUCGUGUGUUUUUCAGCUGAGCAUGAUAAUUUGUAUGCCUGUAUCAGGAUUUUUAUGUGAAUCUCGAUUUGGUUGGAGAUCAAUUUAUUACAUUUUCGGCGGGUCCACCAUCAUUUUCUACGCGAUUUUCUACAUUUUCUACACGGAUUCACCGAGAUUUCACAGGAAUGUCUCAGAAAAAGAGCUGAAAAAGAUUGAGGACGGAAAGAUGGAAAUCGUGAAAGAAGGGGUCCCAUAUUGGGCGAUUUGCACGGAUGGGACAGUGCUUGUAGGUUGGCUGUCGGUUUUUGGCGGCAAUUUCGGAUUCACCAUUCUUACGUUGUAUGGACCAACUUACUUGAAGGAUGUCCUAAAUUUCGACGUCAAGAAAACCGGAUUUGCCACAGCUUUACCAUUUAUAUUAAGUGCGUUGUCCAAGUUUGCAGCUGGGCGGAUAUCGGAUCGAAUGGACUUUUUAACCGAAAAAAUGCGGUUCUCAGUUUGCACAAUAGUUUCCCAAGGAAGUGUGGUCAUUGGGCUUUUGCUAAUGGCUAUGACGGAGAACUGGCGAAUUGCACAAUUUGCGUACACUUUUGCCAUAACUGCGUCAGGACUGAGUAUUGUGGGAAAUAUAAAGUGUAUACAGCUGAGAUGCCGCCAGCACACUCAUUUUGCUCUCACUGUGAGCUCUUUGGGAAUUUACGCAAACUACUUUGGUGCUCCAAUAGUCGUUGGAAUACUCACCUCAGCUGCAGGGAAUACUGCAGAAAAUUGGUCUCACCUAUUCAUAAUUGUUGCCGUGGUAACUGUCAUCACAAAUGCACCGUUCCCAUUCUUGACCUCCGACGAGCCUGGACCAUACGUGAAAGUCGGGCAGAAACCGAAUGAAGCCUAGUUUUUUGUUAUCUAUCUAUAUUAAUUUUUUUUAAAAAUAAAUUACAAAUUUGUA